CACACACUUACUGUUCUCGACGCGUUUACGCUCUCCACCAUGGUAUUCCUUCCGCCUCCACCUACGACUCGCCCGUCUUAUGCAGAAGCCUACAAUACGAUACUCACUGCUCAUCGUUGCUCACCUCUCACUUCGGCGUCAUCAGUCAUUAUGCUCGUUGCCCCCGACGUCGACGCUCUAUGUGCCGCCCGUAUGCUCGCCACUCUCUUCAAACAGGACGAUGUGAUACACCGCAUAAUACCUGUCUCUGGAAUUUCAGAGCUUGAGAAGAGUAGGGAUGAACUCAUAACCUACCAAGAAUUGCAUUCUUUAAUUUUAAUCAACAUGGGAGGUAUCCUGGAUCUCCCCUCGGAAGAAUGGUUUGGAGACUUCCAGCUCAAGACAAAGGUCCAUGUCAUCGACUCCACUCGGCCUCAGAACUUGUCAAGUCUCUUUGGCGGCGGACCGAAUGGAGAGCGGAUCGUAAUCUGGGAUGACGGUGGUGUGGAGAAGCUGAAAGAAGAACAGAAAGCAUGGGAGGCUUUGGCAUACGAGCCGGAACCUGAUUCAGAUGAAGAAGAAUCGGAUUACGAUUCACCUGAAGAGGAACAAGAGACUGAGGAGACAGACUACGAAGAAACCGGGGCGAGGGGCAAACGGCGGUCAAUCGGUGACGGGGACCGUGUCGGGAAGAAGAGGCGAAGAGAUGAAGACCGUCCUCGGCGAAUGACACACGAUGAGCGCGACGAAUAUCUCACUCGACUAGAAAAACAUUAUAUGGCAGGAACAUGGCAUGGCCAGAGCGCGUCCGGCACAAUAUAUAUCCUCGCAACGGCUCUGGAACGCGUCGAUAACGAUCUUCUAUGGCUAUCUAUCCUCGGACUCACAUUUCAGUACACGACGGCGCGUAUAUCUCGAAUAUUUUACGAACGCUAUCAUUCAGUGUAUUACGACGAGGUGUUUCGGCUUAAUCCCCCUCCCCCAGAGGGAGAAAAAGCACUCAAAUCAUUAAAUCCUGACGAUCACAGCAUACGAACCACUGAGGAGUUGAGAUUCAUACUAUACCGCCACUGGAAUCUCUAUGAUGCCAUGUUCCACUCAAGCUACGUUGCAGGGAAACUCGGAAUAUGGAGAGAGAAGGGAAGGAAACGACUCACUGGACUUCUCGCCAAAAUGGGCUUCUCAAUACCGCAGACACAACAACCUUUUACCCACAUGGAUAUGGAUCUCAGACGCACUCUUGUGCAAAAGUUAAAUGAUGUUGCACCCGAGUACGGCCUUGUCGAACUAUCGUAUCCGUCCUUCAUGCGAUGCUUCGGUUAUCGUACACAACCUUUGUCCGCAGCUGAUGCAGUCGAGGGAAUCAGUGCACUUUUAGACGUCGCAGGUGGACUGCGAAUGGAGAUUGAAGUGGAAGGAGCUCGAAACGGUGGUGAGUGGUUUGGUGGUGGGAGAGUGUGGGAAGCCCCCCGCGCCGCCAACAGAUGGAAAAGAAAUGGAAAUGAAGAGCGUGAAAACAUUCCUCCUGGGGGCACGGCUGCAGAUGUAGGACUCAAGAGUAAACAAGAGCAUGGUCGGGAAUCACCCCUGACAGUGGUCCCGUGGUGGAUUCGGAACUUUUGGACAGCGUAUGAUGCUUUGACCGACAUUGGUCCGUUGUGCGAGUCUUUGAAGUUAUCAAUGUCCUUGCAUAGAACCAUCAUUGUUCGAGGCACCUCGAUCAUCGAUAAACAGGACAUCCGCACCAUGCGCAACCACCGUGUUGUCGUCAUGCAACAAGGACCGGACCUCCCUCUCUUCUCACAUCCAGGGGUGCUGUCCCGUCUAGCUUUAUGGCUCGUCGACGCCCUCCGGGACAAGGUUCCGGGAACGAAUGUUAGUUGCCGUACGAAACGGAAGAGUCUCCCGUUCGUUGUCGCUUGUUUGAAUGAAACAACUCAUUCAUACAUUGUUGUGGGAGUAAUGGCUGCUUUAGAUUUCGGGGAUGUACGCAAAAAUGAGUUUGGUCUCGCAUUUCUGGACGCAAAGGAAAGAUGCAACGCGCGUACACGACACAGUUCAUUUGACACGAGUGUUCUCGAGAUUAAUGAGGCAGACCUGAAGAUGUUUCUGGAAACAUUAUGCGAGGGUCCGGAUGGUUAUUGACCGAGGGCUGCUUAAUGUCCUGAGUAUAUCUUUUUGGGCUUGGGCUCCUGUUGUAUUU
This is a messenger RNA of Marasmius oreades (fairy-ring Marasmius), 2182 nucleotides long. RefSeq lists its product as uncharacterized. Gene Ontology annotation, molecular function: DNA replication origin binding; single-stranded DNA binding; chromatin binding. NCBI's taxonomy places the organism in Eukaryota, Fungi, Basidiomycota, Agaricomycetes, Agaricales, Marasmiaceae. The coding region runs from base 40 to 2124 and encodes 694 amino acids. The record is from RefSeq and is a predicted model, not a curated record. Gene Ontology annotation, cellular component: DNA replication preinitiation complex. The transcript is spliced from 7 exons. Gene Ontology annotation, biological process: DNA replication initiation; double-strand break repair via break-induced replication; mitotic DNA replication preinitiation complex assembly.